AUGAAUAAUAAUGCUCUUGCAUAAAUCAGAAAAUUACAAACUGGGGAAAAUAGAUAUUGCUUUGAGUGUCAAAGUGGAAGUCCAACAUGGGCUAGUUUACCUUAUGGAAUUUAUCUUUGUUACAAUUGUUCAGGUUUUCACAGAGGGAUGGGUGUACAUCUUACAUUUGUUAGAUCAAUUGAAAUGGAUUCCUGGACUGAUAAAUAAUUGGCUAUGAUGCAUUUAGGUGGAAAUCAAUAAUUAAGAGUCUUUUUCUAAUAAUAUGGAAUUUAAAUUUCAGAUUAAAACAAAUGGAAAACAAAUGCUGCACAUUAUUAUAGAGAAAGAGUAAGCUUUAAUAAUUUAAAAUUAUUUAGAUGAAAGCAUUAGUUAAUGAAACACAAAUGCCUGAAGAACCUAUUGAUUGGACAGCACUACAAGAGAUCCCAAAACCAUAAAUAUAAUAAUAACAAUAAUAAACUUAAAUUUAACAAGAUAUCACUCCAGAAUAAAAUGUACUUCAUCGUUGCCUAUAAUAGUUCUGGGAAUAAGCAUCAAAAUCAACAAAAGAAGCGUUUGCAAUUAUUGAUGAGAAGAUAUCUAAAGUUCAAAUCAAAGAAGAGGCAGUUUAAUUUGGAUAAUAAAUUUCAGCAAAAACUAAAUAAUUUGGAGUAUAUUCUUAUUAUAACAAAUAGGAAAAAUCAACAAAGAUUGCAGAUAAGGCAUACAAGAGUUUAAAAAGUGGAUUUAAUGAAGCUUUUGGGUUUAUAAAAUCUAAGGCUGAUUAAGUAAUAGGAAAAGAAAAAUAAGCACAAUAAGAAUAAUCUUAAGAUUAGUAAUAAUAGUAAUAGUAAUAAUCAUAGUAAUAAUAAUAAUAAUAAUAAUAAUAAUAAUAAUAAUAAUAAUAAUAAGCUAAUUAUUUUUUUGAUAAUCAAUAAUAGUUUUAGAUCAACAGUUAAAAUUAACAACAAUAAAUUACAGUUAAUAAAAAUACUAAUUCUUAAGAUUUAUUUUCUUUUGAAAAUAAUAUUAAUUAAAAACCUUCUCAAGAAAACCAAAAUUAAUAAUAAUAAAUGAAUAUUAUGGAUUAUUCUGAUUAUUUCACAGAUGGUCCUUCUUCAGUUAUCAUUUAUGAAACUCCAAUCUAUAGUUAGUAAUAAAAAUAAUAAGAUAAUUUAAUUGA
Molecule: messenger RNA, 1162 nt
Organism: Paramecium primaurelia
Lineage: Eukaryota; Ciliophora; Oligohymenophorea; Peniculida; Parameciidae
Source: the annotation of a GenBank genome assembly